AUGCACCGUCGGGCUCUGCCGCCAAACCAAAAAAAGAAUAUACUACCUUGCAUCACACUUACAUUUCUUAGUUUUUUAAAAUCCCGAUCCUCCAAAGGUAAUUUAGACAGAAAUACAGAUCCAAUCGAUGAGGAUGAAGACGGAUUGACAUCGAUGUCUGGUGGUUCAUUUGCAGUCGGACAAAAUGUGAUUGAUUGUCUAACGCCACAACCUACACCACUACUACCAAAAAAGUCACAGAUUAAUCUAAGUGAUGUUAAUAAGUCUGCGUACGAAUACUUUUCAAGAAAAACCAAACAAAUCAAUACAAAAGAACAAUACGUGGGCGAUUCAGACGCUGAUAUGGCCUUUUUCCGCAGCAUGCUACCAGAUGUGAAAGGAAUGACUCGAGACCAGAAAAUAAAAUUUAAGAUAGGCGUACUUAACUUAAUUGGACAAAUUUUAAAAGAACCAAGUAAUAGUCCUAUCUCAUAUUCGAGGAGUUCAUUGAGAACUGAAUCCCCUUACCAAAGAACCCCGUCACGGGAGUCAGAGUACGGUUCAUCUGUACAAUUGAGAUCAUAUGGAAGUCCAAUACACGAGCCGGCACUUCAUCAGACGCAACCGACACCUCAGCAGACUCAGAUAACUGGCACUUAUGGAGCUUCGGAACUUCAGCAGACGCAGAAAACUGGUGCUUACGGAGGUUCAGCACUUCAGCAGACAGACAACUGGUGCUUACGGAGGUCCAGCACCUCAGCAGACGCAGACAACCGGUGCUUACGGAGGGCCAGCAACUCAGCAGUCGCAGACAACUGGUGCUUACAGAAAAACGUAUUUACCGAUGUUUUCUCCAACUACUGCGGUUUUGCCUCAUGA
Arctia plantaginis is the source of this 858-nucleotide messenger RNA. The record is from the annotation of a GenBank genome assembly. Lineage: Eukaryota; Metazoa; Arthropoda; Insecta; Lepidoptera; Erebidae.